UGUGCUAACCGGAGAAAAUUCGUUCCGAAGGGAAACGUUUCAAUCAUGGAAGUUAUACCGGAAAACAAGAAAUUUUUAAAAACUGACGAAUCCGUAGAAUCUGUAUCUUUAGAAGAUUUGGAACCAUCCAGCACGGAACUGAUUCCAGAAAACUGUGGCGUGGCGUUAGCAUUUUUGCAGCCGUGGAUAAAAUAUGGCCAAUUUUCUUGUGCAUUUCUAUACGGUCUCUAUUCCUCAUUUAAUGGGAAGAGGAUAGAAUAUUGCACAAGACGUCCCAGAGUUUGGGGGAUCUUCUCUGGCAUAUUUUUCGGCAUAAUGUGUCUCCACUUGUCUCUUUUCGUGGUGAAAUUCAAUUUCAACGUUUCUUACUCAAAACUGGUGAACAUGAUCAAACGAGUCACUUUUGUAAUUUUCGUCAUUAAACUUCUCACCACAUAUUACUGCUUCCAACACCGCGGACGAACGAUGGGAUUAUGGGCCAAGAUUUUCAAACAGGCGGAUUUGAUUCAGGAACAAUUUUCAAAUUUUGGGAUUUAUUUCCCUUCACGGAACAAGGCAUGCAGAAAAGCGCAAUGAUAGGUCUUGGGUAUUUAUCAAAAAUUAUUUUUUCAUUUACAGGCCCGAUUUGUAUCGACUUGUAUUUGUGCGUUGUCCGUUUUCCUGAUUCUGGUCCAAAUGAUCGUAUUUUCUUUGGCACAUUGCAUGGAAAGUCCUCGAUGGUAUGAUGGUUACGCGACCAAACUGUUUAACACAUUCACACUGGGAUUGUGGAAUCCUGAUAUGUUGGAAAAACUACCUAUUCCAUUCUUAAAAGUUUGUGGAAAUUUGGGAUUGAUUUUGGAAACAUUCUGCUGGAAUUUGUGGUAUCUUUUGGAUGCAUUCCGAGUUCUGACUGCAUUAUUGAUGUGGACUAUUUUUCGGACACUUAAUCGAGCUCUGAAUACUGGGAAAUUGCGUGUCGAAAAUUUGCCAGAGAUAAUCGAGCUACAUUUCAAUGGGACAAAACUGCUGAAUCUGUUUAAUCAAUUGAUGGGUCCGAUCACCUUCACCUCGUCGGUAUUUAACAUUCUGUAUGCCUGCUUCUGGACAAAUUACUGCCUGAUUAAUGUCGAGUUCCGGUUGAGCUAUAUUGUCGGAUUUAUCACUGUUUGUCGCAUGUUCAUCGUCUUUUAUAUCGUGGCGGAUGUCAAUUCACAGGCAUACCAAAUUUCGACCUGGGUGGAAAACCAUUUCACAGAAAUUGAUCAAAUUCCAAACAAAGUUGACAAAACUAAAUUGACUCUGUUUUCAUCGCUUAUUUAUAGCAGAGAAGCAAUUGGAUUUAAAGGGAUGCAUUUCUUCACGUGCACACAAGCCCUGAAUAUUGCGAUCGGAGGUUUAAUUCUCACCUACACCGUGAUCGUCAACCAAGUAGCUACAAAUACACACUAAAAAAUAUAAGAAAAAUAUAUAAAAUCUUGAGGUCGAUAUGGGAUAUUUACUAGAAAUGAAUAUAAUUUAUGUUAAUGAACAGGUGAUUUUGUCUUUAAUCCAAAUGUAACAAUCCAAUAUCAGAAAUAAAUAAAAACAAAACAAUGCGUCUUAUUA
Molecule: messenger RNA, 1587 nt
Organism: Folsomia candida
Lineage: Eukaryota; Metazoa; Arthropoda; Collembola; Entomobryomorpha; Isotomidae
Exons: 6
Coding region: 676-1431 (251 amino acids)
Biological process (GO): detection of chemical stimulus involved in sensory perception of taste
Cellular component (GO): membrane
Molecular function (GO): taste receptor activity
Source: RefSeq, a predicted model, not a curated record